Molecule: messenger RNA, 2185 nt
Organism: Cokeromyces recurvatus
Lineage: Eukaryota; Fungi; Mucoromycota; Mucoromycetes; Mucorales; Mucoraceae
Product: nucleoporin protein Ndc1-Nup
Exons: 9
Coding region: 252-2075 (607 amino acids)
Biological process (GO): nuclear pore organization
Cellular component (GO): spindle pole body; nuclear pore transmembrane ring
Molecular function (GO): protein-macromolecule adaptor activity
Source: RefSeq, a predicted model, not a curated record
CUUAUUUUAUUUUUUUGCAUCUUUUUGAUCUGACCCGAACAAUAUACUAUGUGCACAAAACAUUUAAAUCGUAUUAAAAUAUUGUUUAUGAACUUUAGCCAAUCAUUUCUUUUCUGGUCCAGUGGAAAAAAAAAACUAUUUUUUGUGACUUGUUAAAAUGAUCGAGCAAACGGCCAUAAAUAAAUGGAUAUAUAAAAAAGAGGGAAUUUAUUCAAACGACGUGUCUUCUAAAGAUUGUUCAAGUUGUUUAAAUGUUGCGAUUUGCAUCAUCAAAGCCACCGACAGGGGCUACAACUAUUGUAAAUAAUAAUAAGAAAAGCUGUAAUUCUUAUAAAGAUGCUUACCUUUCAGCGAUGGAACGAUACAAUAAACGUUAUUUAAUUACACUUUAUCUUUCUUCACUUUUUUUUUCGAUUUUAUUUCAAGCAAGAUUCACAUUCAGUUUUUAUACCAUUGUCUUUUCAUGGUCUACAUUAUUUUUUUCUUUGUUACUUUUCUUUACUGGUUUAAUUUUAUCAUUUAUACGCAAUAUGAUGUUCACAGUUUUUGAGCCAGUAUAUCCCAGUUAUCUUGCUGAAAUAAUAGCAACAUGGACUUCUUUUGACAAUUGGAUUCUUUUCGCAAUUCAUAGUGUUCUUUCUCUUGUUAUUAUUCGUUCUUAUUUUUACUGGAUUUUGAAUGAAACAUAUACUUCUUCUUUCCUUAUACAGCCUCCAGGACAUUAUUUUGGUGCACGUCAAUUGAAUCAAGAAAAUAUUUUCAUAACACUUUAUUGUAUCAUUCUAGCUUUCAACUACACUUAUCAUUAUCUAGCUGAAAAGUCGUACAUUAUUAAGAUCAAUAAUGUUCAGCAACCUUUUCAAUAUGAAUUUAAGAGUAGUAUUGCUUCGAUACUUUAUAAUUCUGCCAAAAGAGCCAUUUAUUCAUUUAGAAAUACCUACGUUACAUUCAUUAUCUGUAAUGGGUCAAUUUAUUAUUAUGCUGCUCGAUUCUUUGGUUUUUAUAACAAAGUAUUAGAUUCACCUAUUGUAGGCUUCCGUUGGAUUGAUCUUCAUCUUUUUCUUCGUUUAAUCAUGGCUGGUACUGUUACAAUGUGUGUAUUUAAGACCGCCAACCGUUUAUAUGAUGCUGUCUAUGCUAUUACUUUCCCAGUAACAAAUGCUUAUUCUAAUCAAUUUGAUUGUCUUAUUCAUGGUCUAUCUGAAAGUAAACCUAAUGCUCAAGUGGCUGCAUUCUCGGAACUUGCUGUCCUUGCUUGUAAGUAUCCUGAAAAACGCGUCGAGUUAUUCCGUUGUAUUGGAAAAGAUUUGAAGGAUAAUGCUUGGUAUAAAAUUAUGACUGAAUGCAUUAAGGUGAUUGAUGAAUUAAGAGCAAAGAUUGAUGUAGAAUAUAAUGGUGUUCAACCAGUUACUCCACCUACACCUAUUGAUAAGCCUAUUCAACAACAACAAGCAUAUAAUAGAUUAGAAUAUUCAGAAGGAAAUAUUUUCGCAACUCAAAGAAAGAACUUUUCUCGCUUAGAUGAUAGAACGGGCGCUAUUUUCUCCAAUGUAGCAGAACAAGCUGAAGAAGUUUCUACUUCCACAAUUCCCAGAGCUCAAAUGUUUACUCAAAAGAAAUGGGAAGCCAUUAGUCAAAGUCAAAUCAUAAAGAUGUUGAAAGAAAUUGAGGUGCAAGUAGGCUAUGUUGGAUAUCUUAAAGGUAUUUAUGGAGAGACAGUAAGACGUCGUAUUCAAAGUGUGUUCAAUAAAUAUCAACUCGUUAUUUGGGCGGUUCAAGCACUUGGUAGUCUAGCUGCCUCCUCUUUGAAAGAAGAUCCUUUUGGAUAUGUGCAGAAUGAUCUUUCUCAUGUUUUAAAUACUUUAUUGGGAUGUUUAGUCGAUAUUGAGAGAUAUUUGAGAUCUCCUCCUACAAAAUACAGUGAAUUGGUAAAGGAAGAUAUGGCUGUUGAUGAAGCUCAUGCUGUGCUUAGAGCUUUACGUGAGGCAAUUUUCCAAAUUAAAAUCGCUUUUAGUGAUUAUCUUGAAGAAUUCCAAAUUGAUAGAAAAUACAAAAAUGCUUUCAUUGAAUUAUAAAAAAAAAAGCAAACUCUUGACUUAAAGACUAAUAUUCACAUAAAUAAAAUUUGAAGAAAAGAAAAGAAAAAAAAGAGUAUAUAAAUAAUGAAAGUAUAUUGCUGUAAAAG